Molecule: messenger RNA, 9235 nt
Organism: Maniola jurtina (meadow brown)
Lineage: Eukaryota; Metazoa; Arthropoda; Insecta; Lepidoptera; Nymphalidae
Gene: Mhcl
Product: unconventional myosin-XVIIIa
Exons: 39
Coding region: 373-6903 (2176 amino acids)
Cellular component (GO): myosin complex
Molecular function (GO): cytoskeletal motor activity; protein binding; ATP binding
Source: RefSeq, a predicted model, not a curated record
CGUUGGUUUUUGAACUUCAGUUGAUUCGAUGCAUGUCAAUAUUGAGACGUUUUGAAUUUCAAUUUUGCGCUGAACGCGAUUUACGACAUCUGUCAAAUGAAACUCCGUAUUCGAGUGGUGUGAACUGUGAAUGUGAUUUCCAGAUUUUUGUGUAUAUUUCGCAUAUUUAUAGUGUUUUUAUGUGAACGAGCUAAAUACUAAAUACAUAAUGCCUAUACGUUGAUCUCUGUGAGUUUUCGUGCGAUGCUAUAAAACUUUGAUUAUAAUGAAAGGAAUUUGUAGUGUUGUUGUGGUUUGUGAAUAGUUACGGCUGUAGGAUCGGUACAUUAGCCUUUGUGGAUUAAAAAUAAGCACAAUUCCGUUCCUACCGCCAUGUUCAACUUUAUGAAAAAAUCCAAUGUCCUAACUGGUGACUCCGGUGGUUAUGAAGAACGAGAUGGAGAAAAGGAGAGGCGGAAAAAGGAGAAGAAGGAAAGAAAGGAGCGGGAGAAACGGGAGCGGAUAGCUGCCGGACUGGAGGAACCCCUAAGACUGGAAGAGGUUCGAAGAUCGCUCAAGUUACGGGGGCGACGCAAAGAAAAAGAGAAGCUACCUUCCGGUAUUACAGCUGAUUAUACCGCCUCACUAUUCGCUCAUCUCGAACACGACUCCAAUUAUUCCAACUAUCCGCUAAUCACUACCUCGGGAUCUAAUUCCAACCUCAGUGACGAAAAUAACCAUUUAUCGCCUGGAUAUCCAACUAAGAGUUGGAACAAAAAGGAAGGAGUACUCCAGUCGGAUAGUUCAGAAACGUCUCUUAACUCUCUAAAUAAUCCAAAUAAUGUAAAUAGUAGUCCUCGGCAAGCACCAAAUCUACCUCCAAUACCACCGCGCCCACCAAAACGGGGAAUAUUGAAAGGUACUCGUUUAAGCAACACUAGUUCUAAUUCUCAAGAAAGCAACGUCCAAAGUUCUGAUACCAUCGACUUCGUCAACGGUCAAGACCCAAAUGUGCUAGCGCGGAAUACGCAGCAGAAUGAAGUUAUAUCUUAUGGUCUCCAUCCAUCCAAGAGCACUUCGUCGAGUGAUGAUAUGCAGCAAAUACAAAAUUUCACCAAAAAAGUCAUUCAUAGCCCUGUUGAAAACCAGUACAAAAACUAUAAAAAUAACACAAAUUCGUCGAUUAAAACUAACGAUAUCGAUGAGACACCAAAGACAAAUGGAAAUAGUUAUUUAGGAGUUACCUCUACAUCUCCCAGCGCGGACUCCUUAACGGAUACCACUACGAACUCUUCAUUCGCUACUCCUCCAUUUUCGACUUCGCCUGUGGGUGAAUCUCAAGGUUUUCAUAGAUGGUCUAGGACGAGCACAUUUGACGAUGUUUAUUUACCCCUGCCGUCGUUAACUCCUUUACCACUGCCGAAACCAAGGAUCUUGACUAUACAGCGUCAAAAAGCGCCUAGAAAUGACUUCGGGUUUAGUCUUCGGCGAGCGAUGGUUCAAGAGAGAAUAUUUAUUGGAGACAUGAAAGACUUGACGGGAUACGAAGAAAAUGGUUUGCCUAAUGGCGAUAACAAAUAUAAUGGAACGAAUGUUAUGAUUAGUAAAUUGAAUUACAAAGCGGUGAUAUUGGCUGAACCUGGUUCGUAUCCGGGAGCUAGUGAAACUGGCUUAUUACCAGGUGAUAGACUAAUUGAAGUUAACGGAGUCAACGUAGAAGGAAAAAGUAGAGAGGAAGUGAUAGAUCUUAUAAAGAGCAGUCAAGAAUUCGUGAACAUUAAGGUGCAACCAAUAGCGGAAUUAUGCGAACUGUCCCGAAGACGCGCAGCUGACGGGGGUGUUGAGGUGGAACUGUCGGAUAGCAACGUAAGAGGAGGCACCCUGAGUCGAUCGGGGAGUCGAAGAUUCACCAGUGCACAGGCAAAAUCUGAGGAGCAGUUGGCUUGUGAAAAGGAAUGGCUCCAAGCAGGUCACAUGUGGUUGGCCCAUCGAGGCGGCUUCACCGCGGUUGUAAGAGAAGGCGACGCGGACGCAGGCAGAGCCAAAGUACGAGUGCUGCAGACUGGGGAGGUGAUCACCGUUGAUGAAGAUGAUUUAGAGAAGGCGAAUCCACCUCAGCUGGAGCGCUGUGAAGACAUCGCAUCUCUACGCUGCUUGAACGAAUGUGGUGCUCUUCACGUCCUGAGGUCACGCUUCGCCGCCGCCUUGCCUCAUGCUCGCGCCGGACAUGCCCUGCUGGUCCUCGGACCACCGAGGCGUACCACCCCUGUUUAUACGGAAAAGGUUGCGGCUAUGUUCCGAGGUUGCCGCGUGGACGACAUGCCGCCACACGUGUUCGCCGCUGCGCAGUCGGCCCACCGCUGCAUGCUGGCUUCAAGGCGAGACCGCGCUAUAGUGUUCCUGGGAAGAUCUGGCUCAGGCAAAACGUCAGCAAUGAGACACAGCGUGUGGUACCUAGCAAGUGCAUACCCCGCACAAGGAUCAAAACUGACUCCAGAACGUUUGGAUGCAGCAUUAGACGUACUACACGCCUUCGGCUCUAGUCGGACGGGCUCAAAUCCGCACGCUUCCCGAUUCGUGUCCCUAACAUCGCUAGACUUUGACGGAGGCGGCGCUCUAGUGUCGGCGUCCGUGCAGAUCUUAUUGCCAGAUUUAAAGCCAGAUCAGACUGCCCUACGAGCUCUGCAUACAUUAUUCCACGGAUGCGAUGGCCGUCUCCGUCGAGAGUUGCUUCUGGAUCAGGCGCCAAUAAACUCCCCAAACCUCUACGUAGGUUCCACCGAGAAGGCCGACGCGCCGGCAGAAUUCUCCGCUCUCAAAGACGCUUUACAACACUUGGCUGUGACUGAACAAGAACAAAUGGCUAUUUGGAAGAUCCUAGCUGCUAUAUGCCAUUUGGGGUGGGCUGGAGUUGUGAGAGCAAAUACAGGAUCAGGCCUGAAGUAUCAAUUUGCAAACGGCGGGUGUGCGAGCCGCGCGGCGCGCUUGCUCGGCGUCGGCGCGGAGGAGAUUGCUCGCGCUAUAUUCACGCCUCCCACCCCGCCUUCACCGCAACCCAAUACUGCGCCGAGAACGCCAUCGCCCUCAAAUGAGAAAGAAGCACCAGGAUCGGAGGCACUCGAUGCCUUCGUGGCUGGACUAUACAAUGAAACCUUUAAUAUUGUCGCUGCUCUAGUCAACAGAAGUCUAUCAACGUCAGCCAGAACGUCGGCGUCCAUUCUGCUGUUGGACACCCCCGGCGCGGACAACCCCAUGUGUGCCGGACAACAGAGCGGCGCCCCGCUGUCCAAACUGUUGUCCAACUACUUACAGGAACGUUUGCAAGGGGUGUUUCACGAAGCAAUGUUGGUAGCGCCGCGGGAGCGAUACGCGCAAGAGGGCAUCACACUCGAUGACGGAGCAGAAGAAGAUUGGCUAUCGGAAACAGUGAAUCCGGGCCCAAUGGUGGACUUGUUAGACAAAGCCCCACAGAACACUAUCGUGCGCAGUUCGCAAGCGGACUUGCGGGAUUGCGAUCGACGGGGAUUGCUAUGGUUACUAGACGAGGAGUCAAUGUAUCCUGGAUCCUCAGAUGACACGUUUCUAGAGCGCGUGAUGACUCACUAUGGCGCUCCGCACCAAACACACUACCUCAUAAAGAAGGCACCACAUAAUAGGCAGUUCAUACUGCAGCAUUUACAGGGCACUAAUCCUGUGUUAUAUGACGUCAGCGGAUGGGUAAAGGCAAGCCGCGAGAACCCUGUCACGAAGAAGACUCACACGCUACUGCAGGAAAGCCAAAAUGAAGACAUAGGGCGGUUGUCGUCGUGGUCGCGCGGCGCGUGCGGCGUGGGCGCGUGGUCGGCCGCGGUGGGCGACGCCUCCACCCUGCGCCGCGCCUCCUCCAUACGCAGAACGCUUACUACUGGCGAUGCGUCACCGUUUUGCCGAGCCUCAAUAAUUCGGCGAUCUCUUAAUUCUGGCACAGCAGGCAUGAAAAGGCGUUCAACGGCCUUGCAAGCGAAAUUCGUAGCGGACGGUAUAGUGGACACGCUGCGCCGCUGUGGCGCCGGCGGCGUGCAGUUCGUGUGCUGCCUCGUCACCAACCAGCUCAACGAAUCCCAGGACGACGUCAACAUUCCACUGCUGCGCUCUCAGUUCCGUGGUUUCCAAUUACUCGACGCGGCGAGGUUGUAUAAACAAGGAUUCCCUGAACACAUGCCGCUAUCUGAAUUUGCUAGAAGAUAUCGACUCCUAGCGACAUCAGAGAGCGAAACUACCGACACAUCGCAAACUACUACGAUAUCGGACCGACAAAUCGUCGACGACAUGCUUUUGGCAUUAGACUUGGACGUCACGAGCUACCGACUUGGGCUUUCUCAAAUCAUGUUCCGCGGCGGCGUGGUGGGCGAACUGGACGCGCGCCGCGACGCCGCGCUCGCCCGCGUACUGGUACGACUGCAGGCAAGGGCGAGGGGCCUGCUCGCGCGUCGCCGUGCCCAGCGCUUGCGUACCCAACACACUGCGGCGAGAUGCGUCCAGCGCAACGUGCGAGCGUUCCUGGCGGUGCGCGAUUGGCCGUGGUGGAGACUGCUGGUGCGAGUCACGCCGCUGCUGGCGGUGCACCGCACGGAGCACCGACUCAAGCAGGCACAGGACGAGUUGGAGACCCUGCGGUCAAAAUUGGAAAAAGUUGAAGGCGAACGAACACAUUACAAAAACGAGACGGAAAAACUCGAAACUAAGCUAUCCGAAGUCGGCGGUGAGUUAGCAGAGGAACGGGCGGCGGCUGCGCUGGCGACAGAGCGAGCUGAUGCCGAGGCUGCUGAACGGCUUCGUGUAGAGAGGGACAACAGAGAGUUCCUGGCUAACAACCAACGAUUGCAACAGGCAUCAGAGCGUCUAGAACUUGAGCUGUUACACUGGCGAUCAGCAGAGAACGGCGGUGCCGAGCCCUCGGACUCGGAAGGCUCGGAGGCGGACGGUGUGAGCAGCGGGGAGAAGUACAAGAGACGAUUCGAACGAGCGCACCGCGAGCUGCAACUGCUGCGCGCGCAGCUGCGGAGACAGCAUGAGGACGACCUGGAGCAACUGGUCAGCGUCAAGAAACAACUUGAAAAGAAGGUGCAAGAUGCGUAUGAAGAAGUGGAGGAGCAGCGCGCGGUGGCGGCGCAGUGGAAACGCAAGCUGCAGAAACUCACCAACGACAUGGCCGAUCUACGCUCCUUGCUGGACGAACAGACUUGUCGCAACAAUCUGCUAGAGAAACGCCAGCGCAAGUUCGAUGCAGAGCUUCACAGUGCACAGGACGAGCUGAAGAGAGAGCGCGCGGCCAAAGACCGGCUUUCGCGCGAACGAGACCAGGCACAUGCCGAGAAAUACGCGCUGGAGCAGAGUCUCUCUGAAGCUCGCAUGGAACUUGAGCUGAAGGAGGAGCGCCUAGCGGCCGCGACGCGAGAGCUAGAGGAGCGUGGCGGUGGAGGAGACGAGCUGGCCACGCUGCGCCGCGCCAAGGCUGACCUCGAGCGACGCGUGCGCGACCAGGAGGAGGAACUUGACGAACUUGCAGGGCAGAUACAGCUUCUAGAAAGUUCUAAACUUCGACUGGAGAUGUUGCUGGAGCAGCAGCGCAAAGAGGCGAGACUGGAGGCGGUCGCGCGGGACGAAGAGAUGGAGGAGACCCGCGCUAAUGCCUCCAAGAAACUUAAAAUGUUGGAAAGUCAGCUGGAAAGCGAGCACGCAGAGCGGAGUCUACUGCUGCGCGAGCGACACGAGCUGGAGCGCCGCCUGGCCUCUCUGGAGGAGGCCGCGCGCGCUGAGAACCACGAGCAAGCGCAGCUCGUGCAGAGGCUCAAGAGGGAUCUGAAGAGAUAUCGCGCUCUGCUCCGCGACGCUCAAACAAUGUUGGAGCAGAAAGAGAAAGAGGGUGGCGGCAAGGCGCAGAUCAGACAAUUGAAAAAUCAGCUGGAAGAUCUGGAACUAGCGUUACGCGCGGCCAACAAAGCGCGCUCAGCCGCCGAGGCCGAGGCGUCCGAGGCGACGGCCGCGGCGGAGGAGGCAAGCCGCGCCAAGAGCGAGGCGGCCGAGCGCGCGCACGCCGCCUGCAGGGACGCGGCCGCGGCGCGCGCGCAGCUCGACGACGCUGAGGAGGAGGCUGCCGAGUUAUUAAAGAAAUACCGCGCAAGCACAAGCGCGCUGUGUGCGGCGCAGAACGAGGCGCGCGAGGCGGAGUGUCGCGCUGAGGCGGCCGCGGAAGAGGCGAGGCAGGCCAAAGAGCGUCUCGCGGAGCUCAGCGCUCGCCUCGCGCACGCCGAGGCGGGGCACUCGCACGAGCAUCACGAAACGGAGCGACGACUAGAACUGCGCAAUAAGGAAUUAGAAUCAAGCUUAGAACUGGAAGCGACGUCUCGCGCGCGGUUAGAAGGCCAGCUAGCGCGACUGCGCGACGCGCACGAGCAACUCGCCAGCGAGCUCGCCGCUGCCCGCGCCAAGGACCACCAGGCGGCCGAGGAAGUGCGCAAACUCACCAGGCAACUCAGAGAGCUAAAAGAAGAGAACUCUUCGAUAAACGCGAAGCUCAGUGAAGCCACGCGCGCCAAGAGCGCCGCGGAGUCAGCCGCAUCCGCCGCAGCCGCCGAGGCCGCCGCGGCCAGGGACGAGGCGCGGCUGGCCGCGCGCCGCGCCACCGCCUUGCAGGAAGCCAUCGCCGGCGACCUGUCCAGCCCGGGAGACUCUAGAGAUACGGACAGUGAAAACGACAGUUACAGUUCAGACGAAUCUAUAGGAACAUUUUUAGCGAAUCACAAACUUAGCCCCUCUGCGCCGUCGCGGAAUAGCAUGCAGCUGGACUCGCAGAAAUCGCACAGCCCAGAAGGGCGUCAGAGCCGCUCUAGCAUCGGUUCAGGUUCAAAGCCGCUCACUCCAACGAAGGAUUCGUUCGCAUAACAGUCGGUGAGCGCGGGCGGACUGCUCGCCGGCGCGCUGCCGCUGCUCUGCACCGCGCUCUGCACUCGCCAGAGGGCGCCCUCCACGCAUCUCGUUAUAGAGUGAACCGCUGUGUCACAGGGUGCGAUGACACGUCAUCGAGAGAACCACUAUGUAAUAGUGUGUAAUGGCACGUCGUCAAGUGAACCACUAUGUCAUAGGGUGUGGUGGCAUGGCAUCCAGUAAACCACUAUGUCACAGGAUGCAAUGACACGUCAUCGAGUGAACCCACCGUGUACUUGUGUGCAUUAAAGUCUCAUCAAGUGCAAUGACAUAUCUUCGAAGCUAAUGGCCGUGUCAUUGAGCAGAAUAAUAUUUCAUCUGUCAUAGAGUGCUAUUGCACUCUUGCAUGUGUCAUCAAGUGCUAUGAGCUAGGUUGUACCACUGUGUCAUUGCAUGCACCAAAAUAUAUUCUAGUGCACCACUGUUUAUCAUUGUAUACGCCAAUGGUUCAUGCACAGAUGGGUCAUAAAUGCUUGUGGAAUAGCUCGAAAGGCAAUUCAUUAUUUGCUUAAGCUCUUAGGAUUUAUGCUUUCGGUGGCGAGUGACGUGCAAGUAAAAGUGCUAGAUGGACAAGUUAUUUGAUGUGAAUUUAAAUAAAUAAAUUAGAAACUGACAAAAUAAUAAUAUGACGACUAAUAUUAAUAAAUGAUUUUAUUAUUUUAUUUAUUGUUGACUUAACAUAAAUCAUAAAUCAUUCUGUUGAUCUUAUAUUGAUAGGUAUCAUUGAUAGUGUUAUGGUAACACAAAGUAUUAUGGACUGUCGAGUUUUGAAAAUCAAGACUGAACCCACUCAAGUGCCAAUGAUCAAUUAAAACUGUCAAUAUAAUAUUAGCAGUACAUACUAUGAUGUUACUUUUGUUUUGAAAUGGUUAGAAAUUUUGGCCCCAGCAUAAUCUAAACAUUAAUACAUCUUUGAAGAAUAUAAUCUAUGGUAGAUGUUUUGUCUAAUGUAGAAUGAAUGCUUUAACAGUACUGAGUAUUAAAUAAUUAUUAUAGACUAAUGAAUUAUUAUGAGAGUGAUUUGUACACACACAAACUAAACUUUUCAAUUUAUACCCUCUUGAUACUUCCAUAGUAGUGGAAAUUAUACAUAACAAUGAAAUAUUGCAUUUUGGUAUAAAAUUAAAUCUUCCUAAGGCUUAGUAUUAAAAAAGUAUUGGCUCUAAAUUUCCUGCUCAAUAUUUUGACAUAUUGUAUACAAAAUUGAUUUUUGCGAUGCUGUUUUAUAUAUAUUUUAUCAUAAUUAGAAAAUCGUUAUUUUAAUAUGCUGAAAAUGUAACAUAUGAUAUUGUGAUCUUACAUUGACUUCUGUAUGUUUGCUAACAAUGACUCAAUAGUGUUUGCCAAGUCAUGCCAAGUUUUUUUUUGAAAAAUGUAUGCAUUCCAGAAAAUAAUAUCUCAUAGUUAUUGUCUUGGCUUAGCAUGUUUUUCUCGUGUUCAUAAAGCCAGCAACACACUCAUAACAUGUCACGCGACUCUUAGUGUUUUCAAUGAACAUAAAAUACUACUACCGCGGGUGUCGUUUUCUGAUUUGACUUACCACACGUAGCGUGGCGUGUUCAAGUGUGCUUGGCGCUAAACACUGGCAUAUUACAUGGCUUGACGUAAUUUAUUUAUAUUAGAUUUUGUAGGGAAUUAAUUUCGAGAGUUAGGAGUAACCGUGCUGUGUUUCGACCAGCCAGUCAGUAUUUAGAUAAAAUAAGGAAAGGACACACAGUAUGUUAGGUUGAUUGUUAUUUAGUUAGUUAACUUGUAAAUAACUAGAUUGCAUAUACAUUUUUAUUAUUUAAUUUGUAAUAUUUGUGUGAUCAGACUGUUAUUCUAUGAUUUAUUUGUUACAAAUGAGUUGUUGCUUUAUAGUAGAACAAACAUAUCCGUUAGGUAGAUUUUUAUCACUCCAAACAGUUUUUAUUGUAAUUUUAAGGUGGAAUCAUACUUUUGAAAUGUGACACUGAUCUCCCAUUGUGUCGGGUGUUUGUAGAAAAUUUGAUGAUUUGCCUUGACUCGCGUGUUAUCAAGUAGUUUAGCGUUACAAAAGUAUGCAUCUACCCUUAAUGCAUUAGCGAAUAUAUAUUCGUAAUUAUAUUAACAUAAUAAUUUGAAUAUAUAUCUUAGUCACUUCUAAAAUUUUAACCCUAUUUAUACCCUUUUAGAUUUGUGUCUGUAACCGCAAUUAUAAAAUUGUCUAUAAUAUUCUGUGUAAUGUAUGAUAUAUUAUGUGAUGAAAUGUUACUGCAUUCGAUAUCGGUUGUAAAAUGAAUUAAAUAUUUAAUAAAGUAACUUAAACUUA